CAUGGCGCAGAGAUCUCUAAACCAGGAAACUAUAACUUGUUGCAUCUGUUUGGAACUGCUGAAGGAUCCAGUGACUCUCCCCUGUGGACACAGCUACUGCAGGGACUGUAUCCAAACCAACUGGGACAAAAAACAAAGGUACAGCUGUCCUCAAUGUAGACAGAGCUUUGUCCCCAGGCCUGUCCUGGUCAAGAGCACAGUGUUAGCCAAUAUAGUGGACGAGGUCAAGAAGACAAAGAUCAGAGCGCCUUCUGCUGCCCACUGCUACCCCGGACCUGGAGAUGUGAGUUGUGAUUUGUGCACUGGGAGGAAGCUGAAGGCUGUCAGCUCCUGUCUGCAGUGUCUGGUCUCUUACUGUGAGACUCACCUCCAGCCUCAUCAUGAUGUGCCAGUACUACAGAAACACCAGCUGGUGGCGCCCUCUGACAAACUCCAGGAAAACCUCUGCUCUCAACACAAUGAGGUGAAGAAGUUGUUCUGCCACACAGAUCAGCAGCUCAUCUGUUCCCUCUGUUCUGUGGACCAACACAAGGGCCAUGACACAGUGUCCUCUGCAGCAGAGAGGGCCCAGAGACAGGCACAGCUGGAGGCCAACAAGUCCCUGCUGCUCCAGAGUCUCCAGCACAAAGAGACAGACCUGAAGAAGCUCCAACAGGACGCCCAGGACAUCAGCUGCUCUGCCCAGACAGCACUGCAGCAAACUGGGGACAUGUUCACUCAGAUGAUUCUUCUCCUGGAGGAAAUACGCUCUGAAGUGGAGCAGCAGAUCCAGUCUGAGCAUGAGACCAAACUGAGUCAAGUCCAAGAUCUCCAAGACCAACUGCAGAGGGACAUCUGUGAUCUGAAGAAGACCAUCUCUGAGCUGGACACACUGUCCCUCACUCCGGAUCAUAACCAGUUUAUACUGCACUGUCCUCCACUGUCUACACUCACGAAGGAGCUAGAGUCCAGGGUCCAGACCGGACUAAGAGGAGAAUUUGAGGACAUGACCAGAGCUGUGUCAGUGCUGAGGGACAAACUGCAGCUCACUCUGAGAGAGUUUAAACUACCUGAGCCAUGCACCAGAGAGGACUUCCUCAGAUAUGCACAGGACAUUACACUGGACCCAAACACAGCACACAAAAAACUUUCUUUGGCUGAUGGAAACAGAAAAGUCACAUUUAUGUAUAAAGAGCAGAGUUAUCCUGAUCACCCGGAGAGGUUUGUUAAGUUAAGGCAGGUCAUGAGCAGAGAGAGUCUGACAGGCCGCAGUUACUGGGAGGUGGAGUGGAGUGGGGACUGGGGGGUUCGGGUAGCGGUGUCCUACAGGAACCCUAUGAGACAAGAGACCACCAGUGAACAUGGAUUUGGGCACAAUGGUACAUCCUGGGCCUUAUUCUGCAAGAAAAGCAAGUACUCAUUUUGGUUCAAUAAUGUCGAGUCUGAGGUCUCAGGUCCACUUUCGUCCAGAAUCGGGGUUUACCUGGACCACAGUGCAGGGGCUCUGUCCUUUUACAGUGUUGAUGGUCAGAGUAUGAGCCUCCUCCACAGAGUCCACACCAACUUCACUCAGCCUCUGUUCGCUGGAGUCUGGAUUUACAAUGUUGGAGGCACUGCCCAUUUCAUUCAACCCAAAUAAAAUGUAUCUGACUGUUAGAAGGACUGUAGACAAUGGGAGUGUUUUAGGUGGUAAAUUAAAAAUGUAAGGAUUAUAUCUAAUUAUUCCCAUGCAAGUCUAAUUCAUUGUGUUUUUACUUGCUGAAUAAUUACUGCUGCACAAUACUAUUACUAUUACUAACUACUAUGAUAUAUCAUAUACAAAUUGAGGAGAAAUUUGUACAUUAUUAUUAUUAUUAUUAUCAUUUUUUUUAUAUAUAUAUAUUUUUAUAUAUCAUGGAGAACAUAAUCAAAACUAAAUCGAACUGUGUUAGGAGUGUUCAAUAUAUUGGAUCUGUCAUUGCUGCAUUGUUCACCUCUAACUGUAAAUUUGUGAUCAAACUGGUGACUCAGGUUAAGGGAUGAGUCAGGGUGUGGGCCUGUAAUUACAUGAAAAUAUGUAUUAAUUGUAUCAUAGUUAAGCAACUAUCUGAAAUCUGUUAACCAUUAACAGUUGAGUAUUCUUUUCACUGAUAAAAGUAAAUAAAUAAAAAAAAAAAUCUAAUAAAUUAUCACCACUAUGGAGUCACUAUUGAAUGAAAACAUGACAUGACAAAUGUUCAUCUUUCUAAUGUUAAUCUUGCUUCAUAAACAUUUAAUCUAUGUUUUUUCUUUACAAUUUUCAAAUCACAUACUUUUAAUAUUGCAUAAUUAUUGUCUCAUUUUGUGCAAGUGAAUUUUUCCAGUUGUUUAUUUACUGAUUCCAAUUAUAUACUGUUAU
Boleophthalmus pectinirostris (great blue-spotted mudskipper) is the source of this 2356-nucleotide messenger RNA. Its product is annotated as tripartite motif-containing protein 16-like. NCBI's taxonomy places the organism in Eukaryota, Metazoa, Chordata, Actinopteri, Gobiiformes, Gobiidae. The record is from RefSeq and is a predicted model, not a curated record. Bases 2 to 1618 code for a protein of 538 amino acids. The transcript has a single exon. Gene Ontology annotation, molecular function: zinc ion binding; protein binding.